GCUACUCGUUCAGCAGCCCGGAAGUAAUUGUGGGGCUUGUGAAUGGCCAAAUGUCUGUAUUCACAGUUUUGUCUCUUCGUUUCCAUAAAUAGCAUAUUUAGCUAAACAAAAGAGCAACUUUUUUAUCCGAAGAUAUCUGGAGAGGUGAGUGUAAAUUGACCAGGAACAAUGUCAAACUGCGUUGCUUUUCAUACGCAGAUAGCCUCCAUUAUGGAGGUUUUGGCGAAUGCGGCCGUGGCAGAGAUCUGCCAAGUUGUAGACGACGGAUACGCGGUUCUGCGCCUGGAAAUGUCUCAAUAUCAGAAGGAGAACAAGGCUUUGAAGCGGAGGCUGCAGAUGAUGGAGCGGCAGACCGCGCGUCGAUGCGCAGAGAGAGGAGGAAUGCGAGCAAGCAUUGCUGACGGACCGCAGGUUUGCCGUAAAGUAAGAGAGACCGCAAGGGCGGAGGGACAUUUCCCAGCCGUGGAGAGAGUCUUGGAGAACCGGAUAGACGUCGCUCUGAGAAGAGACGACCAGCCCAUUGUUCUAGAUGAAGAGGACGGUCCCGCGGAGCCAGUGCAAGGGGUCACCUUGCAUCCAAACGCCACCAGCGCAGCGUGUGCAGACCCAGAGGAAGGACAGGCUGAACCAAUUCUCAUAAAGGAGGAGAGACUCAACGAGAACGUGGGGAACCCCGACCACCAGGGGGAGCUACAGAACAAGGACGGGAGAGAGGUGGACAAGGGAAGUCCUCCCUCGGCAGAAACCCAGAUCGCGUCAGCAAAGCAAGAGCAGCCGGCCGUCCCCCUGCCCAGGCCCCGGCACAGCGGCUGGGCGGUGGGCGGACUCCAGGCAGGCCCGGAAGCGGAGAAAGAGGGCACUAGGACCCUUCAGCGCCCGGGACCCGGAGCGGGAGCGCGAAGGCUCGGCAGUCUGGACUCUGAGUUUGUCCUGUUCGAGAGACCAGGCCAACUGGGGUCCUACUGUACACAAGGGGGCGCCGUCGCAGAGACGGAGGAUCCGUGCUGCUCUUACUCCGCAGAAACGGCAGCAGUGCAGAGCCUGUCGUUUCACUCGGAGAUGAGGUCAUACUCGGCGACAGAGGAAGGUGCCGGGGGUGGCCUGUCCCCUCUGGCCUCUCUGGACUGGAAGCCUGAUGUCGGGGUCGACGCCACGCCAGUCAAGCUGGAGACGGAGAUGCCAUCAGCAUGGAGCGCGGGGGCCAUUUUAGGAAUGGGUGAUGUGCAACAAAGACCCUUCCAAGAAAUUGGGGAGAGGGGAGAAAUGGUGCCGGAGAGCGUGGCCAGCUUCGGCCAGAUGACCGCGGGGGAGAAGGCCACGCUCUCAGACAACGAGACGCAUCACCGACCCAGCGCAGGCGACAAACGCCUGUUCUACACGUAUUUCGAGAAAGGUUUUGGACGCUCGAAGGACGGCGACGCGCACCAGAGUGGGGACGCGGAGGAGAGGCAGUUCCGCUGCAUGCAGUGCGGAAAGCAUUUCGCACAUUCCGCUAAUCUCAAGAGACACCUGCGGGUGCACACGGGAGAGAAACCCUUCAGCUGUACGCAGUGCGAGAAGCGCUUCUCUCAUCAGCAUCAGCUGAAGAUGCACCAGCGGGUCCACACCGGGGAGAGGCCCUUCAACUGCACCCACUGCGGGAAGCGCUUCACCCAGUCCAGUCAUAUUAAGCGACAUCUGCUCGUUCACACAGGAGAGAUGAUGUAGCCACGCGGUUUGCAGCAGGCCAGUCUCUGCGGUCUGCAAUCACACAGGAUACCAGGAGUUUUCCCACAGGAGAAAGUACAACAAUAUAAUGAGUGUUUUUAUUCUUCAGGUGAUCCUCAUAAAUAUGACUGUGCUCAUUCAGGAGAAAGCCAAAGCCAUUCACUUGCACUACGAGGGAACUUUACUUUACAUGGGUGGAGUGUAUGCCCAGUUUUGAGUAUACUCUGAGAAGUGGGCAUACACAUAUGUCUAAUGUGGUUUUAUUCGCAGUAUCCAUGAACACACUUUAUAACUCAAACCACAGUGAGCAGAAGCCCAGGGGAGUGCUGGUGGGAUGCUUGUAUUGAGGGACAUUUUAUAUUUUCUGGCUGGAGCGCAAAGCAAAUGAUUUUAGUGUGGUUAUAUGUUUCUGUUUGAACAGGUGCCUGAUUAAAAAUGUAAGUGAAAAUGAUGCUGAACAUUGUAAUAAUUCAUGUAUUUACAUGUUGCUAACAGUAUAUUUAUUACUCAAAAUUCUGUGUAGAGAUUUUCCAUUUUAUAUUUUAUUUAAUGCAUAGAUUAAACGAAUGGGAGUCAUACAGAUAAAUAAAUGUCAUUUUAAAUGUAGAGUGCAAGAUCCAUAAUCUAACUGAGUGUGGAAUUUAUAUAACGAACAAGCUGUAAAUGACUGUUUUUCUGUGAAGAAAAUGUUUUGGGGUUUUUUCAGUUCUGAAUACUAUAUUAACUGAGGUUCUGUGUGAUUAUGUUUCAUAAGAAAUCUUAAAUGGUUUGCGUAUGUAUUUUGAAUUGAAAAUAAUUUGUAUUAUGAAAGAUGUGAUGAAUCGAUAGGCAUAUGUCCAAGACCAAAUUGUAUUUUUAAGUAACCUUUUUAAAUUAACCAGGGAGCAAUAAGAACUGCUUCAAGGUAAAAAAAUAAAAAUAAAAACAUAUUUGGGACAGUUGCAGUCAAGAAAACA
Messenger RNA from Conger conger (European conger), 2663 nucleotides. Its product is annotated as zinc finger protein 697-like. The coding region runs from base 169 to 1707 and encodes 512 amino acids. Gene Ontology annotation, molecular function: RNA polymerase II cis-regulatory region sequence-specific DNA binding; DNA-binding transcription factor activity. Lineage: Eukaryota; Metazoa; Chordata; Actinopteri; Anguilliformes; Congridae. The transcript is spliced from 4 exons. The record is from RefSeq and is a predicted model, not a curated record. Gene Ontology annotation, biological process: regulation of transcription by RNA polymerase II.